GGCACUCUACAGUACAGACUUGUCAGUUGGUUAUACUGCCAACAACCGGCAUUGAAAAGUAAUUUAGUGUAUUUAGGCUGUUUGACAGUUAUUUAAGACCGUUUAUAUACCGUAUUUAAAUAUGUAAGGCCAAGUAAUUACCUCGCUGUUGCUACCACCUGAGAAGUCUGGAUCGGUUAAGAGAUAGAAUACAUAUGCUACCCGGUUGCUAGCAUGCUACAGUUAGCAUAGCUGCAUGCUAACGUUAGCGUCGCUGGGACAACGUGAACAACAUAUUUAUUGAGUAUUUCUCUUAGAGUGGAGUUUCUUUUUACAGUUAGCCAAUCAUGAAGUGUCACUAUGAAAUCUUGGGUGUAAAACGAGACGCAGGAGACGAUGAUUUGAAGAAAGCGUAUCGUAAAUUAGCGUUGAAAUGGCAUCCAGAUAAAAAUCUGGACGAUGCUGAGGAAGCAGCGGAGCAGUUCAAGCUGAUUCAGGCAGCUUACGAUGUCCUGAGUGAUCCUCAGGAGAGAGCUUGGUAUGACAAUCACAGGGAGGCUCUUCUGAAAGGAGGCAUAAGUGGAGAUUAUGAAGAUGACAGCAUUGACCUGCUGCAGUACUUCACAGUCAGCUGCUUCUCUGGAUACGGAGAUGAUGAGAAGGGCUUUUACACAGUUUACAGGAAUCUCUUUGAGUCCAUUGUAAAGGAGGAGAUGGAGCACAGCAAGGUGGAAGAUGAGGAUGAUGAGGAGGAGUUUCCUCCCUUUGGAGACUCUGAGAGCGACUAUGAUACCGUGGUGCAUGUGUUUUACGGCUACUGGCAGAGCUUCUGCACUCGUAAAAACUUUGCCUGGAAGGAGGAAUAUGACACGAGGCAGGCCUCCAACCGCUGGGAGAAAAGGGCCAUGGAGAAGGAGAACAAAAAGACCAGAGAAAAGGCUCGAAAGGAGCGCAACGAGCUCGUGCGACAACUCGUUGCUUUUGUUCGCAAGCGUGACCGGCGCGUGCAGGCCCACAGGAAGCUGGUGGAGGAGCAAAACGCUGAGAAGAUCAAGAAGGUGGAGGAGCUGAGGCGGAAGCAGAAGCUCAACCAGGCAAAACUGGCAGAGGAGUACAAGGAGCAGAGCUGGGCGGCCAUGUCUGAACUUGAGAAGGAGCUGCAGCAGAUAGAGGCUCAGUACGGAGAGGAGUUCGGAGAUGCAUCAGAGAGUGAGGAAGAAGAGCUGGAUAUGGACACACGGGAGAAGAACUGUGAAGAAGGAGAUGCAGAGCAGCCUGAUGGAGACGAACUGACAAUCGAUGAUUAUUAUGAUGGUCUGUACUGCCCAGCCUGUGACAAAUCCUUCAAAUCAGAUAAAGCAAUGAAAAACCAUGAAAAAUCCAAAAAGCAUCGGGAGAUGGUGGCGUUGCUGCGGCAACAGCUGCAGGAAGAAGAGGAGUCACUUGGUUUGAACGUGGAUGAAAAGGAUGGACGAGAGGAAGAAAAUGGGCAAGAAGAGGAGGAGGAGGAGGAAGACGAGGAGGAAGACAAGCCAAGGCAAAAGCUGUCCAAAAAGCAAAAGAGGAAAAAGAAACAGCAGAAAGUAGUGCAGCAGAGUGCACCAGAGGAGGCGGAGGAGGAGGAGAAACCAAAGCCCACCACCUGUGAGGAAGAAGCCCCAGAGAAGUCAGAGAACACUACAGAGCCUGAGACGCAGGAUGAUCCUCCUCCCACAGAAGUCAGUCAGAAGAGCAGCUCGGGGAAGACGAAAGGAAAGAAGGCUGGAGGAAAAGACAAGCCAAAGAAUGUCAAGUCAAACACAGGAGGAGAACAGAUCACUGAGAAGGAAGUAAACCUCCGCUGUGUGACCUGCAACAACGAGUUCUCCACAAGAAACAAGCUGUUUGAUCAUCUGAAGACCAGCGGCCACGCCACUGCUGUCACCUCAAACGCUACUCACAGCUCCAUGAGCAAGAGCAAGAAAGACAAAAAGAAGAGCAGAUAACACAUCUUCAAAUGGGCGGACAAACCUGGAAGAGUGUGACUUGGCAGAGACACAGGAAACCACGGAAAAUUAAUUAAAAGAAAAGCCUGUGAGAGUGGACUUUUAACGGACUGUUUGGCUGACAGAGAGCAUUUAGGUUUUUUUUUUAUUUCACAAUAAUCCUGUUCAGUGAGACAGUUAUGAAUGUGUGAGUGCUUGAGACUAUUUUGUCGUAUGAGUCUUCCAGAUUGCCAUGAUUGAAACUUACCUUUCCAAGCAAUUUAUGAACAUCUCUGCACUGAGAAACCAGUAAAGACAACCCAUACAGGAUGUGCACAGUACACACCUUUAUCCCUGUUAUCAUCAGAUUCUCUAACGUUUUGGCAUUCAUCCCUCAUGGUUGGCAUGAAGAGCUCUGUAGUAUUACUGCAUCAUGAAAAUAAAAAACUGCACGUUGGUAUUUAUACAACAA
Molecule: messenger RNA, 2415 nt
Organism: Epinephelus lanceolatus (giant grouper)
Lineage: Eukaryota; Metazoa; Chordata; Actinopteri; Perciformes; Serranidae
Gene: dnajc21
Product: DnaJ heat shock protein family (Hsp40) member C21
Cellular component (GO): cytoplasm
Molecular function (GO): zinc ion binding; nucleic acid binding
Source: RefSeq, a predicted model, not a curated record